AUGAGCAAGGAUGAGGGAAUGAGGUUUCAGAACAUACCUUUAUAUCCUACUAUUGUUCAUAGGCAUAUUUCUGCUCCAGAUAUGCUAUCGGCAAAAGAAGUACAAGAUAUUUCAGAUGUAAUAGAUAUAUUAAGACCAGUAGAAGCUGCUACCAAAGAACUGUGUGCCCAAAAAUAUGUAACGACAAGUAUGGUGAUUUCUAUGGUUUAUAUACUUAAGAAAAAUAUUAAAGAAUUCCAACCAAAACAAGAAAUUGGACUUCAGCUAAAAUCCGCCAUUAUUGUACAAUGUGAUAAACGUUUCAGUUCUGUAGAAAGUUGUUCCCUUUUGGGUAUGGCAACUGUUUUGGACCCACGAUUUAAAAAACUUUAUUUUAAAGACACCGUUGCACUAUCCAAGAUGCUGAGGUAUAUAUCUAAUGAGAUCAAACUAACACAGACUAUGAGCUCCAGUGAAAGUUCAUCUGAUACAGACAACACAACUGUAGAAGGACCUCAGUCAUUCAAUUUGUGGCAAGAUCAUGCUAAACAUGUUCAACAAUCUACCAKUCGUAAAUCCCAUAGAGGACGUUUACAGGAGGAGAGUGGAUUUCCUUUCGAAUUAAAUUUAUACCUGAAAAGCAGUCAUGCCAGACUAUCAGAUGAUCCUUUACUAAUAUGGAAGGAUAUGUGCAAUGUGUAUCCAAUACUAUCCAAAAUUGCCGUCAAAUAUCUAGUACCUGUUGCGACGUCUGUCACCAGCGAAAGAUUAUUUUCUAAGGCAGGAUUGACAUUAAACAAACAACGGAAUCGAUUAACAUCCAAGCAUUUAAAUCAAUUGUUAUUUUUACAGUCUUUAGACGAYACUAUACUAUAG
Molecule: messenger RNA, 855 nt
Organism: Diuraphis noxia (Russian wheat aphid)
Lineage: Eukaryota; Metazoa; Arthropoda; Insecta; Hemiptera; Aphididae
Molecular function (GO): protein dimerization activity
Source: RefSeq, a predicted model, not a curated record